AAGGGGCGGAAUAAUAACGUCUAACAACUGGUUAAUUAACCCAGUUUUUUAUACGAUAUCGAUAGCAGAUAUCACACCAGAACGAAACGCGCACAACUCGAACCAGAGCAUAUUGAUUCAUUCAAGGACGAAAAAAAACAGUAGAGAAUGGGCUUAAUCAACAAAAGACUGCUGAUCUUAGUAACUCACACAGUCUUUAUUAUUUUUUCAUUCGAAGGAGCUAAUGCAAAUCCCAAUGGAGGGCACCCUUUUUCCAGGGGGAACGCUCACGAAAUUGUAAAUGAUUCCCCGCUAGCCAGUAGGAGCGUGGGCACUGCCAGCUUAACGAAUCACUUGAAAAUUGCAGCCUUCAACAUCCGGGUAUUUGGAACUACCAAGAUGCGUACCCCAGGCGUUCCUGACAUACUUGUUAAGAUUCUGCUGCGUUACGAUAUCGUGUUGAUUCAGGAGAUUCGGGAUUCAUCUCAAACCGCCAUGCCACUCCUUUUGCAAAAUCUUAACAGUGCGUCUUCGUCACCCUACAAAAUGGCGAUCAGCGAAAGACUGGGGCGGACCAGUAGCAAGGAGCAGUACGCAUAUGUUUACAGGUCUGACUUGGUUUCUGUGGUAAGCAAAUAUGUGUACAGCGAUCCGAAAGACCUAUUCGAGCGAGAGCCAUUCAUCGUCCAUUUCCGAUCAUCUACGACAGCUAUCAAGGACUUCGCACUUGUGGGUAUUCACACAAAGCCUUCAGAUGCCGCGAAUGAAAUCUCCAACCUUGUUGACGUCUACGAUGAUGUCAGAGUCCGCUGGGCGAUGGAUGACGUCAUUAUCUUAGGUGAUUUCAACGCUGCCUGUGACUACAUGAGAGACAGCGAUUGGCGGGUAAAUAGUUUGUUUACUGACCAGAGGUUCAGCUGGCUCAUAACGGACUGCGUGGACACGACAACUGGAGGUGGCGCAUGCGCAUACGACAGGUUUGUAGCGGCAGGUGCAGCCAUGAAGUCAGCGGUAGUACCCAACAGUCCUGGCCGGUUUGCCUUUGAUAAGGAAUACAACUUGACAGAAAUAGUGACCGACCAAGUCAGUGAUCAUUACCCAAUAGAAAUGGAGCUUUACUCACAAGCUUACACAAGUGCAUUGUCAAAGGUGGACGAACAGACGGAGAACAAGUUCUUUGCUGUCACUCCCCUCACCUUUGAUCCUACGAUGAUCUACUCGCUACGCUACAGCAGCAACCCUCUCAUUCAGAAUGGCUUCCUUGUCGAAACCCUUUACAUCACCUCAACUAUCGCUAUGGUUACCAAUGCUAAGACGGUCAACAGCUCCCAUGAUGCCGUGCAAGCAUACGAUCUCAUCUAUCAAAGCUGGCCGUCCCUUGUUAGCAAGAACCAAGUGGAAGUCGCGAAGCUGAAGGUGACUGAAAAAAUGGGAACGAAUGAUAGCGCCACGGUCAAGCUUAUUUGUAGAAAGAACCCGGUCCCUGCGGAAUGCUGGGUCGCGUUCCAGAUAUGAUAAUUUCUCGAAGGCAAUCAGAAGUUUCUUUACCAUUACACCUCGAAUAUAUAGUAGAUAGUAUUCAAUACGUCUGGGUACUAAGUCAUGUGUGUAACAUAAUUCUCAAAAUAAAUCGUGUUAUAUGACA
Molecule: messenger RNA, 1624 nt
Organism: Nematostella vectensis (starlet sea anemone)
Lineage: Eukaryota; Metazoa; Cnidaria; Anthozoa; Actiniaria; Edwardsiidae
Product: deoxyribonuclease-1
Exons: 9
Coding region: 148-1494 (448 amino acids)
Biological process (GO): DNA catabolic process
Cellular component (GO): nucleus
Molecular function (GO): DNA nuclease activity
Source: RefSeq, a predicted model, not a curated record